Cannabis sativa is the source of this 3790-nucleotide messenger RNA. RefSeq names its product probable RNA-dependent RNA polymerase 1. The record is from RefSeq and is a predicted model, not a curated record. Gene Ontology annotation, biological process: siRNA processing. Gene Ontology annotation, cellular component: nuclear RNA-directed RNA polymerase complex. The transcript is spliced from 5 exons. Gene Ontology annotation, molecular function: RNA-directed RNA polymerase activity. NCBI's taxonomy places the organism in Eukaryota, Viridiplantae, Streptophyta, Magnoliopsida, Rosales, Cannabaceae. Bases 274 to 3624 code for a protein of 1116 amino acids.
GAUUGUGGAUCCAUGGAUUAAAAAGAUUCCAUUGACUGAUGAAAUAUAUAACCUUAGAACACAAGCUGAUUUGGAAUACUCAUAACAAAACUCAUAAUCAUUCUAUCCAAUCACAUUUUGCCACGUAAGCAAGCUUUUACAACUAUAAAUACUUGCCAUAGUUGCAUUUAACUUCUCCUCACACAAGCCAUAACAACUAAGAACACACAACACAACAACAACUAAGCAAUCACUUCAAUUUUCAGUGAAAAAAUACAAUAUUUUUUUUGCGAUAUGGGAAAGACAAUAAUUCAAUUGUAUGGAUUCACUUCAAUCGAGUUACCCGAAAAAGUGAAGAGUUUUGUGGAGGAACACACCGGAGAAGGAACUGUAUGCGAUGUUGAGAUUGCCAAAUACAUGAAAAAGGCGAGAUCACACGCCAAAGUUCAAUUCAACAACUCUAAAUCAGCUCAAACCAUACUUUCCAUGGCUGAGGAUAGACAAUUGUGGUACGAAGAUUCGUACAUUCAAGCUCGAGAGCUCGUGAAGAAUACUAAACCAAAGAGCAUGGAUGAUAUCACAUUGCUCUUUGGAUGUCUGGUUUCAAAGAAUAAGUUCUCUUAUCUUUGGAACCAGAACAAUGUUAGAGUUGAAUUUGGUUUGGGAUUACGAAAACUCGAGUUUUAUUUCAAUUAUGGUUGUGUUGAGUACAAGCUUGUGCUCUCCUAUGAGAAUAUUUGGCAGAUUGAGCUGCACCGUUGUUCGGGACAGAGUACCAUGUUUCUUGUUCUUCAGUUACUUGGUGCCCCAAAGAUUUACAAGAAAGAACUAUCUGUUAAGAACAACAACUUCAACAAGGGUGUUCCCAACAGAAGCUAUUGGAUCAGAGAUGUUGAUUUCACUCCAUCAUGCUGCAUUGGCCAAUCAUCAGCUCUAUGCUUGGAGAUUCCAAGCAGGUUUCGCCUUCCCAAUUUGCGGGAAGGAUUCGUUUACUACAAAGAAAACGAAACCACAUUUUCGGUGGAGAAAGGAGAACCUUUCUCCACUUUUUCGAGUUCAGAUUACCUUGUUCCUAUUGUAAAACCACCUCGAGGAAUAAACUUGCCUUACAAGAUUUUGUUCAAGAUAAAUUCCUUGGUUCAACACGGGUGUCUUCGUGGCGAAAUACUUGAUGAAAAGUUUUAUAAGUUAGUUGAUCCAAGCAGGAAUAUUAUUCCUGCUGGAUACAUAGAGUCUGCUCUUGACAGACUCUAUCAGUUGAAAGAUUGUUGCUACGAUCCACUGAGAUGGCUCGCGAGCCAAUAUAUCAACUAUAGUAAAACAGGAAAGCUUUUUAAAAUUCCUAACAUUGCUUUAGAUGAUGGGUUGGUUUAUGUUCAUAGAAUUCAGGUAACACCCUCUAAAGUUUACUUUUGUGGCCCCGAAAUGAGUCUCUCUAAUCGCGUGUUGAGGAACUACCCGAAUGAUGUUGAGAACUUUCUUCGCGUCUCUUUCGUUGAUGAGGAUUUGGAGAAGAUGCGCUCGAAAGACUUGUCUACUCGAGCAAAGUCUGGAUAUAAAGGAAAGCACACAAGAGUUUAUGACAGAAUACUUUCUGUUUUGAGAGAUGGUAUUACUAUUGGCGAAAAAAGGUUUGAGUUUCUUGGUUUCUCGACGAGCCAAUUGGAUGAUAACUCAACGUGGAUGUUUGCUUCGAGAGAAGGGCUUGAUGCUGAAGAUAUCAGGAGAUGGAUGGGGGACUUUUCGGGCAUUAGAAAUGUGGCGAAAUAUGCUGCUAGAUUAGGCCAAUCUUUUGGCUCUUCUAGAGAAACUUAUGUAGUUGAAAAGCAUGAAGUAGAGUUGAUUCCUGAUAUUGAAGUUGAAACAGAUGGAAACAAAUACUGUUUCUCUGAUGGGAUUGGGAAAAUAUCAAAAGAAUUUGCUGAUCAAGUGGCGAAAAAAUGUGGUCUUAACAUGUUUACUCCAUCAGCAUUUCAAAUUCGCUAUGGCGGGUUUAAAGGUGUUGUUGCUGUUGAUCCCAAAUCUUCAACAAAAUUGUCAUUAAGAGAUAGUAUGUCUAAGUACAAAUCAGAGAACAAGAAGCUUGAUGUUUUGGCAUGGAGUAAGUACCAACCAUGUUACUUAAACCGCCAAGUGAUUACUCUUCUAUCAACUCUUGGAGUGAAAGAUCAUGUUUUUAAGAAGAUGCAAGAGAAGGCUAUAGAAAGACUCGACUCGAUUUUAAUUGACCCUAUAAGAGCUCAGCACGAACUACAGCUGCUUUUCCCAACAGAGAUCGGAAAUAUUUUGAAGGAAAUGCUUAUCUGUGGUUAUAAACCAAAUGAAGAGCCUUUUCUUUCUAUGAUGCUGCAAACAUUCCAUGCCUCGAAAUUGCUCGAAAUUCGCACAAAAACAAAGAUAUACAUCCCGAAUGGAAGAAAUAUGAUGGGAUGUCUUGAUGAGACUGGGACACUAGAGUAUGGUCAAGUGUUUGUGCAGUGUUCUAACCGCGAAUCCCCAGGGACUUUUCUCGUCGAGAGAGAAGUUGUUGUUGCCAAGAAUCCUUGUCUGCAUCCGGGUGAUGUUCGAGUCCUUCGAGCUGUGGAUGUGCCAGAACUACAUCACAUGGUGGAUUGUGUUGUCUUUCCACAAAAAGGAAUGAGACCACACACUGAUGAGUGUUCUGGGAGUGACUUGGAUGGAGAUCAGUACUUUGUUUGCUGGGAAUCUGAGCUUAUUCCUCCUCAGCAACAUGAAGCAAUGAAUUAUACCUCUGCACCAAUUAUACAAUUGGAUCAUGAUGUCACAGUAGAGGAAGUUCAAGAGCAUUUUGUAGAUUACAUUAUCAAUUACAACUUGGGAAUCAUUUCAAAUGCACAUACUGUUUUUGCUGAUAAAGAAUCAAGAAAGGCCAAGAGCAAAAAAUGCAUUGAGUUAGCAAAGCUAUUCUCAACCGCUGUGGACUUUCAAAAAACUGGUGUGCCAGCUAAACUUCCAGGCCAUCUGAGGGUCAAAUCAUAUCCGGACUUCAUGGAAAAACCAGACAAGAAAAUGUACAAAUCCAAACGUGUAAUUGGGAAGCUAUUUCGACAGGUGAAAGAGGCAGAAGAACACUCUAACUCGAUAAAAGCCUUCACCAGAGAAGUGGCGAGACAGUGUUAUGACCCCGACAUGGAAGUAGAUGGCUUCAAGCGUUAUGUAGACGAUGCCCUGAAUCUCAAAACUCAGUAUGACUACAAGUUGGGAAGCCUAAUGGAGUAUUAUGGCAUCAAAACUGAAGCAGAGAUACUAAGUGGGAAUGUGAUUUCGAAAUCAAGACACUUUAACAAGAAAAGGGACUUGGAAUCAGCUAACUAUGCUGUGAAAGCACUUAUAAAAGAAGCAAGGAGCUGGUUCAACAAGAAUACAGCAAGUGAUUCGGAUAAUGUUGGCGAUGACUUGUCUGCAAAAGCUUCAGCUUGGUACUUUGUCACUUACCAUCCUAGCUUAUGGGGCUCCUGCAAUGAGGAUGAUAUGACUAGAGACCAUUUCUUGAGCUUUGCUUGGUGUGUUUUUGACAAACUUGUUGUGAUCAAAAGGGAUAAAGCUAGUCUCAGAAGCACUCUGAAUUCACCAUCAUUGCUGAGCCAGUUCAUCAGUGAAUUUGAUUUGGAUGAAGAAAUUUGAGGGCUUCUUAGUGUACUAAGCUCAUAUGUGUGUCUUGAAUAAGUUAAGAACUUUUAUAAGUUGUGUGUUUAUAAUUGUAAGAAUAUGUAUAUUUGGUGUGUUAUAUAAUUAUGUAUGUAAUUACAAGUGGUGCUGAAUAUGUAAGUAAUACAACUCAAGUUUGUUG